AAUUUUUUUUCCCUGGGGAAAAGAAACUCUCGUCUCCGUACGGCCAUAAACCCUGACCUGACCUCAGCUCCAUUAACCCUUUCUCCGUCCUCUCCUCUACUUCCUUCUCGUUCUGGAGCCCCUUCGUCGUGGAGAGCUCUCAUGGCGAAGAAGAAGAGAAGACCCGAACCAGAAGUCGGAAGAGACGGCUCAAAAGAGAUUCAAUCGCAGGAUGGUUUCGCCAAUGGCGAGUUUCACGAUUCCGAGGACAGGAAGAAGGAAAUGAAGCAGAAGAAGAACAAGAAGAAGAGGAAGAGUGAGAAGAAUGUGGUUGAGUCGAAGGAAAUCCCCACUGUCAGCAUAGCUGUCCCCGGUUCUAUCAUCGACAAUGCCCAGUCCCUCGAGCUUGCCACUCGUCUGGCUGGUCAGAUUGCUCGUGCUGCCACGAUUUUUCGUAUUGACGAGGUGGUGGUGUUCAACAAUAAGGAUGUGCAAGGAGAUGACAGUGGUGGUGUGUUGACUGAUGAUUCUGAUGAGAAUGAAAGUGGUGCAGCUUUUCUUAUUCGGAUACUGCGGUAUUUGGAGACCCCGCAGUAUCUGAGAAAAGCUCUAUUUCCUAGGCAUAACAACUUACGUUUUGUGGGAAUGUUGCCCCCUCUGGAUGCUCCACACCAUUUGCGGAAGCAUGAGUGGGCUCCAUAUCGAGAAGGGGUGACAUUGAAAGAAAAACCACCAAAUUUCUUGGGAACACUUGUUGAUGUGGGUCUAAAUAAGAAUGUUGUUAUUGAUCAAGUUAUUGAACCUGGAACUAGAGUUACUGUAGCAAUGGGGAUUGAACGAAAUCUGGAUUCAGAGUUGCCACACCUGGUUGUCUCAUCAUUGAAGCCUAGGGAAGAUGAAGGAAGGUAUUGGGGGUACAAAGUGCGAUAUGCUUCUUCUAUCAGUUCAGUCCUUAAUGAAUGCCCAUACCAGGGUGGGUAUGAUCACCUGAUUGGAACUUCCGAGCAUGGAAUGGAUGUGCGGUCAUCGGAGCUUGUUAUACCUACUUUCAGGCAUUUGUUGAUUGCAUUUGGAGGACUUGCUGGAUUAGAAGAAAGCAUUGAAGAAGACAGCAACUUAAAGGGUAAACAUGCGAGGGAAAUCUUUGACAAAUACUUGAACACAUGUCCACAUCAAGGAAGCCGGACAAUUCGAACAGAGGAAGCAAUCUUCAUCUCUCUCCAGUAUUUUCAAGAGCCAAUAGGCCGAGCAUUGGAAGCGGUUGAGCACAGAUGUUAAGCCUGAAUGAAGCCUCGAUGUGCGAAAAGCUGAAGGACCAGUUAUUUAUGAUGUCCCAGCAAUGUUUUCCUCAGAAUGGUCCUGUGUUGGAGCACUGCCUUCGGCGGAUUCUUCUCGGAACCAUCCCGCCUUUUUUGAGCUUCUUCAUGGGGACAUGGACCAAGGGCCGUCUGCGAGUCCAUAGCCACUGCUGUGCAGUUUGCAUGUAAAUGCAGGCUUCAUGAGCUUGAGAUGGAGUGUGCAUCUCUCUUGGCGCUGAUUGACAGGUACAUGUAAUUCCGGGGGGAAAAAGGCAACAUUCUCUCUAGAAAAAGAAUCUUUUUAUCGACUUAUUAGUUAGGUAGUUAUUUUCUGGGUGUCGAGGUGAAUUUAGGUGUAGAAUUCAUUGUGCAACUGCAAAUCUGUUGUGGGCAUGGAGAGACGCGACAAAUGCUAAAGUAGGAAGCCUCAAAGUGAGGAAGCUCGAUGAUUCAAUUUGAGGCUCUCUUGUUUCUCUUCAUGAUAA
Punica granatum (pomegranate) is the source of this 1762-nucleotide messenger RNA. NCBI's taxonomy places the organism in Eukaryota, Viridiplantae, Streptophyta, Magnoliopsida, Myrtales, Lythraceae. The record is from RefSeq and is a predicted model, not a curated record.